AUGGCCGAUGCCAUGUGCGGUCCAGCCAAUGCUCUCAAGGGCUUGGCUGGCCACCUCGACCGCGAUGGCUCCCGGCAACAGGACCGCUUCGUUGCAUCUCCGCACUCGGCUGCUCAAAACUUCCGAUCUUCACCUGCGAAUGGCAGCAGCGCCAACACUAGCUUUGCAGCUUUUCAAAGUGGCAAUAGUGGCCUCCCGUCUGUUCUUGAUGGCGGGCUUGCCGGAUCGACACUACACGCGCCUCCGCCAGCAGGCCUGGCGGGCUUCCAAGCACGGCAACCUUGGCAGAUGAACACAGCGCCAGCUGCCAUCUCCCAAGCACCACAGACACAACAAGGCGGCCAGUCUUGGAUUAGUGACUUCCAGCAGAUGAAUGUCAACGGAGCCAUGCAACAUCCCGCGCAACCCAAUCUGACGCCACAGGCUGCGCCUCAGUACAAUCCGAUGUUCGCUCCUCAGAGGCCCAUGUUAGGAGGUCCCAUGUACGGCUUCAACAAUUCGGUGGCGCCAAUGGCUCUGCAAGGUCCUGCCCAAGCCACGCCUACCCAAGUCACGCAGGCUGACGACGAUUUCGACUUCGAUGCUGCGAUGAGCCAGUGGAUGGCGGCUAAUUCAGGGCCAGAAGAAGAGGCGGCAGCAGCGACUUCGUUGGCCGACUCUCUGAAUCAAGCAGAGGCAGAACAGCAGUUGCCCGCUGAGCCGGUAGCCUCGUCCUCCGAUGUGCUUCAUCAAGAACCUGUGCAGCCUGUACAGGAGACUGUCGUGCCAGCCGAAGAAGCAGAAGCACCUGCGACCCCGGGUCACGACAAUGGUGAGCUUGCCGCCGCCGCUCGCCAGGUCGUGCAAUCAGUAUCGAACGAGACGAACGACAAGUUUGCGAAAUCCGACUUCUUUGCAUUUAUGCGGAGGCUUGGAAAUGAGGAGAUCGUGCUGCGGGGGACAGAGUUUGUUGAAGCUGGCGCAGCCGACGAUCAAGCGCCCAGUGCGACAACAUCGCCCACAGCGAACAGAGAACCCAAUCUGCAGCCAACAGUCGAGGACGACUGA
This is a messenger RNA of Microdochium trichocladiopsis, 1047 nucleotides long. RefSeq lists its product as uncharacterized. The transcript has a single exon. The record is from RefSeq and is a predicted model, not a curated record. Bases 1 to 1047 code for a protein of 348 amino acids. Lineage: Eukaryota; Fungi; Ascomycota; Sordariomycetes; Xylariales; Microdochiaceae.